UCAGGCGUCGACGGGUGAACAGAAGCUCUUCCAUGUGUGGAUAGAAACUGCUCAACUGAUUUAUUACAGCAGGAUUUUUACUUGAAAACAGACUGGAGACCUUAACUUAUUAAAAGUCUGAUUGACAAAGUGGAAGCCUGACCUGCACAUGUACAGAUCAACUGACUGGAUCUCAGACUGGUGUGAAGCUUGGAUGCCUUGUUUACCGAUUUAAAGCCAAAGCAGCGGAUCUCAAAUCUGGUUGGAUUUGAUCAUUGUUAACAAAAAAGAAGACUUACUGAAAGGACUAAUUAACCUAUGUGACAUUCGAUUGGUUAAAUGUACUUGACUGUUGGAAAUUCAUGGUGAUCAACUGAAUGGGUGCCUGCUUUGACACAUUACUGGCAUCCUGAUCAACUGAGGUCCAUCUGAUUGGUUAAUUGAUAAUUAAAGAAGCGCUGCUGGAGCCAUAUUUGCAUCGGGAUGAGCGGAGCAGGGGACGUGGUGUGUGAAGGGUGGCUGAGAAAGUCACCCCCAGAGAAAAAACUGAGGCGCUAUGCCUGGAAGAGGCGCUGGUUUGUGCUGCGAAGCGGUCGACUGAGCGGAGAGCCGGACGUUCUGCAAUACUACAAGAACCCGCAUUCCCGUCGGCCAAUCAGGAACAUCAAUCUGAAUCUGUGCGAACAGGUGGAUGCUGGGCUUUCUUUCACAAAAAAGGAGCUAGAGAGCAGCUUUGUUUUUGACCUCAGGACAGAAGAGAGGAUCUGGUACUUGGUGGCUGAGUCUGAAGAGGACAUGAACCGCUGGGUGACAUCCAUCUGCCUGCUCUGUGGCUUCAACCCUACUGAUGAUGUCCCAGAAAGACCUCUUGUCUCCUCCUCCACCUCUGCAACAUCUAUGACCCCAGUCAGUCACACCACCACCAUCUCUACGAUGACAGGGUUAGUCCCACCACCAUAUGACCCGGUGAGUGUGCGGCACAUGGAGCCUGACCGGAAUUCAGAGGAGGAUUACCUGUGGUUAUCACAAUGCCAGAGUCACAUCAGGGCUCCUUUAGGGUCAUCCACAUCUCUUGAAACUGACUACAAUGACAACCUCUACCCGCCUCCCUCUGCAACCUCCUCCUCUUCUUCUUCUUCUUCCUCUCCUUCCCUCCUCCCCAGCAGCCUUCCAAAUCCAUCCUACUCCUCUUCCUCCUCUUCUUCUGGCUUUAGAGUGGUCCCUUGGACAGUCACUGCAAUGUCAAGCCCUCUCAGCCAGUCUUUAGAUGCCAGCACAACCCCUGACUCCCAGAAUCGAGCUGGCAGACCCCGCUGUCACCCCUCUCCGCAUCCCAGAAAGCACUCCCUGGAUUUUCACCUUCGUCCAGUAGCAAUACCCCUCAGUGAUAACGUGCACUCCAAUGUGCAUCCAAGCACACACUCAUCCACCACUAGUGGUUACCAGAUCCCACGUCCAGUAUGCACUUCACAACCGCCGCCCCCUCGCCGCCCAUCUUCUACCCCUAGUGUGGACUCCCUAACCCAAGCAGAGCUUCAUGCCUCCACCCCAACUCCUCCUCCGCGCCCACCAAAACCUCCUGGCAUUGCAGCCCAAGGAGAAAGCUCAAAGCUUGCCACACUCCCCCGAACUGCCUCAGAGCCAGAGAGGAGGGAUGAGAGUGUGGAUGGAGGAGGACAUCUGCCAAGGAGCAACACCGUCACUACACCAGGAUGCAUGCAUACAAGUAGCGACUCUUUUUACAUCCCUCGGUCUUUGUCUGACAGAGCAAGCAUGUUUGAUUUCAGUGAGAGCUUCAACAGCUAUUUUUUUAACAAAGGCAUGGUCCCUCUGGGUAGUGUCUGUUCUGAAGAUGAUGAUGUGGAUGAAAACUACGUUCCCAUGAGCGCUGCCACCUCUGAGCCACCGGUUGCACCCAGAGUGCCUCCACCCUCAGACCCCUCUGCCCAGCUCCAAGAAGGCAACUACGUCCCUAUGACCCCUCUGACAUCUUCAUUUCCUACACACCCCACCACUGUCAUGACUGACAUGGCAUCUCUCGGGAGGCAGGUGCCUCCCCCUGCGCACAUGGGUUUCCGUAACUCCGCCCUGACUCCCCUUGCUCCUCUCACUCCGCCGCUCAGGAGAAAUACCAUGAACACUUCUGCUGGAGGCGAACAAGAAGCCGUGCCCCCUCCAAUCCACCGCAACCUGAAACCACAACGGAGAGGGGUUUGUGCCAAUCAGCCGGUGGACAGAAAUGAGAGCCAAACUCCUGAGGAGCUGACAAAUAAAACAAGAGUAAAACCAGCUCCUCUGGACAUCUCUUCAGUGCAGCAGGACUGGCAGGAAGUCCCCCCUCCAGUGCGCUCGCCUGUAACACGGACCUUCACCCGUGGACCCUCCAGUCGUCGGACGGUCACGCCGAGCUCUGCUCACAGCUCUUCACCGUCCUCUGAUUCCGAUGACCCAGAUGACAACUAUGUUGCAAUGAUGACCUCUAGCCUCAGUUUCAGCGCCGGCGAGCAGUCUCUGAGACUUAUGAUGCACCGGGCUUCAGAGGGCGGAGUCAGCAGCCCUGUGUUACGACGAGCCAGAGAUGACAAGCAGGUGGAGUACCUGGACCUUGACCUCCACACUGGGCAAUCAACACCAAGCAGACAGAAACGCUGCACUGGAGAAGGUUUAGCCGGGGGCAGUGAGCACGCUGGAGACAGCGAGGAUCAAGCACGAGGCCAACGUACACGUGUGGACUAUGCAGUGGUGGACCCCAAAAGGACCAAGGCCCUGAGGAGCACGCGAGAAGCACGGCAUGCCGGGAGAAUGUCUACGGAGAAGAAUAAAUUAUGAAAAACGCACAAGCACACACUAAAACAGUGUCACAGUUCAAAACAUGCUUGUUAUCCAGGAAAAUAAUAAACAUAACUGCAAUCCAUAGGUGGAUAAAGUGACUGAUGGACUGUUAUAAUCUUAGAAACAUUACGUUAAUAUCAAGUAUCUACUUAGGAAAGUAUUUACAUCCUCAGACUUUUUGGCAGAUCUGUUAAAAUGUGCUUGGGGCAUGCAGGAACCAUCUACAGCCCAGUAUAUCAGCUGAUAUACAUCCCACUGGUAAAUAUCGUAUAGGGCUUAUAUUUAAGUUUCAGCACAGCUAGAAGCCACUUUGUAAACACAGCUCCUCCUUUUCAUGCUCUGUCAUAGAUAAUUAAUAUAUCAUCUGUGGUGAUAGAUACCCAUUCUGAUUUCUACUUUGGGUCACUGCUGAUAGAAGUGAUUUAAAUUAAAUUAAAGUGGCCCUUUCAGUGGGGAUAAAUAGUAAACUAUGGGUUAAUGCAUUUUAAUACAUAUUUAUGGCAUCAGGAUGAUGUACAUCAUGUUGAACUUUCAAAACGUUACCACAAUCUGGCUUUCUAAAGUGUUUUUAAUACAUUUGGACAAUAAAAGAAGCAGAUUAUAUCUGAGGAUUAAGAGUGGGGGGGAAGCUUUCUGAGUAAAAGUGCGUCUUAGGUAAAAUGUUUGCCCACGCAUAGCGUACAUUUCUUCUUCAGGGCCAUAAAGAAUAUAUUAAAGACAUUUUGACUAAAGGAGGGCAUUAAAUUAGACACAUUUUGCUCUUUUUUUCUCUUUGAUAUGUUUUUCUUUUUGUAGCAUCAGAUGCACACUACCCAUCAGGCUUUAAAUACACAACAGAUUACUCUGGAUUUUUUUUUUUUUUUUUAACAAAGGUAUGUUAUUGAUGUGAAUGCCUUGAUUGGCAGGUCUUGCAGUUAGUCAUACAAAGCGGUUGUCAUUAAAACAUGAAUAUCAGAUAGUUUAACUAAGUUAUUAUAUAAAAUGUACAGUAGUUUAUAGUAACAGUUCCUUUUUUAUUUCCUCUCCACACUACAAAACCACACCACACUACCACAUUUUAUAGUUAUUUUAUAUAAAAUGAAAAUCUUUCCUUGGUUAUUAAAACCUUCAAAUUUCCAGAAAUCAAAGUCACAUUUGCAGAAAUAAAGGACAUGACCCUGUUCUCUAAGAUGACUUUCAGUGACAUCGUAGAAACCCUUAGAAAAGGCAAAUAUUCUUUGAAUUUUAGAGUUUAAAUCACCAGCAGGCAUUUGAAGAUAAAAAAAAAAUCUAAAAAUAGAAAUGUAUGUUAAGCAACACAAUGUCAUAUUAAUGUUCACACAUAUGCGCGGAUGAUCUGUCAAAGGAUGGUAAUGAUUCGACACAAAACUGCCACUUUCAAAACCACAGGUUGACUUGUCAGAGUUUUUGGAAAGCCCGUUUUUACUGAAUGAAUAACUCCACACUUUGAAUAGAAGGCAGGGCAAUGAGGAAAUGCAGUCUUACUCAGAUCCUACAUAAGCAAAAAAGAAUAUAACAGCUGCUUCUCUAGAGCACUGUAACUUCAUCAUCUACGUCUAUUCAAAACAGGUCACAGCAUUACUUAUUUCUCCAGGGUAGUUUUUGCUGCACCGUAAUAAAAGUAAGGUUUCAGUUUUGAUUUAAAUCUACUGAGAAAAACAGUUUGACUUGUUUUGUGCUGUGAUAUUUUUUUAAGCCAAAAAUCUCUGGUGACUUUAAUUUUGUAUGUCUAUGUUAAGUUUCCCUAACAACAUGAUUAGUUAGAUUUGCUCCUCUGAGGGAGUGAUAAACGUGGCGGGAAGUUUGUGUUUUCCUUGUGACUAACACACAGUUAUUGUCCAGUGUAUUCAUCAUCGCGAUGUGAAGCCUUCUGUCAGAUCCUGUCUGUCCAGAUGGAUAUAAUCUGUUAAUGCUGAAUUAUGUGAUCGUAGUAAGAAUGGAAUAAACACUAUACAUCACUA
Molecule: messenger RNA, 4772 nt
Organism: Neolamprologus brichardi
Lineage: Eukaryota; Metazoa; Chordata; Actinopteri; Cichliformes; Cichlidae
Product: GRB2-associated-binding protein 1-like
Biological process (GO): signal transduction
Cellular component (GO): cytoplasm
Molecular function (GO): signaling adaptor activity
Source: RefSeq, a predicted model, not a curated record